AGAAAUCCGAAACCCCUAAACCCUAACUCAUUUCCAAUAUCACAUUUUCUGAACUCACUCCAUUCGCAACGAUGGCGACACAGAUCUUCUCUCGAGUCAUUCCCAAAACCCAAACCCUAACUUCCCUCUUCUCUCGCUCACUCUCCACCACCACCACCACCACCACAACCACCGUCCCCUCUUCCUCCGCCAUCUCUCUCCUUCGCCGCCUCCGUCCUCUUUCCACCGCUUCCCUCACCCCCCGCCGUGUCCUCCUUCUCCCUAACUCCUUCCGCUCUUUCUCCACACGCGCUACCACCUCCUCACUCAACGACCCUAACCCUAACUGGUCUAACCGUCCCCCAAAGGAAACCAUCUUGCUCGAUGGAUGCGAUUUUGAGCACUGGCUUGUGGUUAUGGAGAAACCUGAAGGUGAUCCCACUAGAGAUGAAAUCAUUGACAGUUACAUCAAAACACUGGCACAGGUUAUCGGUGGAAGUGAGGAUGAAGCAAGGAUGAAGAUAUAUUCUGUUUCCACGAGACACUACUUUGCUUUUGGAGCUCUUGUGUCUGAAGAGCUUUCCUACAAACUUAAAGAGCUUCCCAAAGUUCGAUGGGUUCUACCUGAUUCAUAUUUGAAUGUGAAGGAGAAAGAUUAUGGAGGUGAGCCCUUUAUUAAUGGGCAAGCUGUUCCUUAUGAUCCCAAGUACCAUGAGGAGUGGGUUAGGAACAAUGCCCGUGCAAAUGAAAGGAACAGGCGCAAUGACAGACCUCGUAAUGCUGACAGGUCAAGAAACUUUGACAGGAGAAGGGAAAAUGUGGUGAACAGAGAUAUGCAGACUAGGCCUCCAAUGCAGAAUGCUGGGCCUAAUAUGGCUGGUCCACCUCACAAUGCAGGUGGAUUUCCUCCCAACAAUGCAGGUGGAUAUCCUCCCAACAAUGCUGGACCAUUUCCUCCCAACAAUGCAGGUGGUUUCCCUCCCAAUAAUGCAGGCGGGUACCCUCCUAACAAUGCUGGCGGAUAUGCUCCACCCCCUCCUAGCAACCAAGGUGGGUACGCCCCUCCAAAUGCUGGUGGAUACGCUCCUCCAAAUGCGGGCGGAUAUGCUCCUAACAACACAACAGGCGGUUACCCUCCCCCCAAUAUGGGUGGCCCUCCUUCUAACAUGGGCAGACCCCCUCCUCCUCCUAACAGUGGAUAUGGUAACUACCCUGGCAACAAUGGAGGUGUGCAACAAAACCAGAACAUGGGAGGGUUGCCUCCAAAUGCAGGAUGGGCAAAUAAUCAGUAGACUCUCAUCAAAUAAAUCCGAUUCUCUGAUGUGUUCUGGUUAGUCCUCUCCUUCAACCCUCUCAGCUUGGUACACACCAAACUGUGAGCUAGUUAUAAGUUUCUUAGCCAGCAUAGAUUAUGUAAAAAUAUAACAAAUAGGCCUUGACAUUUUGUACAAGAGUCUUGAUUUGAUCCACUUUUCUAUUUUCUAUUGAAGUAUGUGACUUGGAAA
Messenger RNA from Vicia villosa (hairy vetch), 1484 nucleotides. RefSeq names its product multiple organellar RNA editing factor 8, chloroplastic/mitochondrial-like. Gene Ontology annotation, cellular component: mitochondrion. The record is from RefSeq and is a predicted model, not a curated record. Gene Ontology annotation, biological process: mitochondrial mRNA modification; cytidine to uridine editing. Bases 72 to 1271 code for a protein of 399 amino acids. The transcript has 4 exons. Lineage: Eukaryota; Viridiplantae; Streptophyta; Magnoliopsida; Fabales; Fabaceae.